AUGGAGAAUACACGCGAGAUAAUAGCAGGCGUAAUGUCGCUCGCCUCAUGGAGGAACCUGGCCUUGCUUCUGGCAGUGGUUAAUUUGAAAAAUCUCCCAUUCGUCUGGCAUUUCCGUCUGUUAUAUCACUUCGUGGGCAACCUGCGUCUGAAACCCAGUGCGCCACUUCUCCCCAAGGGGAGAGUUAUCGUGGACUCCCGAGGCAAACCAACACAUCCCAUCUUCGUGCCAUGCAUGGUCACAUCUCGCACGCCGUUGCUAGAGACCGAUUACAAUCUGCACAAAUCAAACAGCACUUACUUCACGGAUCUGGACGUGUCACGUACGGCGCUCGUGAGCCGAAUUUACAGUCCUGGAGUCGGCAAUGUGAGCAAGGAGCUAGACCAGGAGUUCCUAGCCGCAAGCAAGAAGGAGGGAAAGCCGGCACCAAGGCGCAAGCCAGUUUCCAUUGUGCUCGGAUCUGUUUACUGCACAUUCAAGCGUGAAAUUAAGCCAUUUGAACUAUAUGAGAUGCACUCCAAGGUGAUCUCUUGGGAUGCAAAGUGGAUGUACAUCUUGACCUGCUUCAUGCGACCUGCACGCCACAGUGGCGGCGAAAGGGUGGUCCUUGCUGUGGCCGUUAGCAAGUACGUGGUCAAAAAGGGCCGGCUGACUGUUCCCCCGGAGCGGCUUCUACGCGCUAGCGGGUUCCUCCCGACACCGCCCCCAGAGAGUGAAGCAAAGACCGCACUAGCCGACGCCGAUUCCUCGGCCGAGGCUUCCGGCGUUGGGACUCCUGGUAGUGGCGAAGGUAUCACGGCCAUAGAAGGGGUGGAUGGAUCGUUGGUUCGAGAGGUGUUAAAGAUAAACAACGACCAGAUUCCUUCCCAGGAGACAAUGGAUAAGCAGCAGAAGGAGAAUACUGAUUCAUGGGAUGUCGAAGAGUGGACCUGGGAGCGCAUCGAACAGGAACGCCUGCGGGGAUUGGAGGUUGUCGAUGGAUAUACUAAUUUGGAUAUCAAGCUGUUCGAUGAAUGGGUGCAAUAG
Messenger RNA from Penicillium egyptiacum, 1026 nucleotides. The record is from the annotation of a GenBank genome assembly. Lineage: Eukaryota; Fungi; Ascomycota; Eurotiomycetes; Eurotiales; Aspergillaceae.